Molecule: messenger RNA, 840 nt
Organism: Durusdinium trenchii
Lineage: Eukaryota; Dinophyceae; Suessiales; Symbiodiniaceae
Source: the annotation of a GenBank genome assembly
AUGAAGCGAAAACGGGAGACGCCAUGGGAGCGACAGGGCUUGCGUGGUGUGCGAUAUUUGGUGCUGGAUGAGGCUGACCGCAUGCUGGAUAUGGGUUUCAUGCCCCAGGUACGUGAGAUUGUUGGGCUGAUGGUGCCCAAGAACCAACGACAGACCUUGCUUUUCUCCGCCACCUGGCCAUCCGCAGUGCAUGCCUUGGCAGGCGAGAUUCUAGGGCAGUCGCCUGUGCGGAUCUCCAUUGAUCAAGCAGGGGAAGAUGAGCUCAGCGCGAACUCCAGCGUGACACAGAUCAUUGAGAUCGUACGAGAGAGCAAGAAAGAAGCUCGCCUACUGAACAUUCUGCAAGAACAUGCAUCGGCGAAGACCUUGAUUUUUGUCAACACCAAGAAAGGUGCCGCCUCCUUGGCCGAUCACUUGCGAAGAGCUGGGGUGGUCCCCUGCGGGGAGAUUCAUGGAAAUCUCCCCCAGCACGAACGCGCAGAGGCACUCAAAGAGUUCACGUCUGGAGCCACUCGAACUCUGGUGGCUACGGAUGUAGCUGCAAGGGGCUUGGAUGUGGAAGACAUCACGCUUGUGGUGUGUUAUGAUUUUCCAGACUCGAUGGCGGGCGGCAUGGAGGACUACGUCCACCGGAUCGGCCGCACCGGCCGUGCGGGGCGCCGCGGACACGCCGUCACCUUCUUCCCGGCGCCCGAGGAUGUUUCCGGCACUCGCUCCGCAGGCAAUGCCCACGAACUGAUUCAACUCCUGCGCUCUGCCGGACAAGACGUGCCUGAGGAGCUACAGGCGUUGGACAAUGGGCCGGUCAUUUCCAGUGUGGCGGCACGAUCUGGAAACUGA